Messenger RNA from Botrytis cinerea B05.10, 2513 nucleotides. RefSeq lists its product as hypothetical. Gene Ontology annotation, molecular function: microtubule binding. Bases 93 to 2102 code for a protein of 669 amino acids. NCBI's taxonomy places the organism in Eukaryota, Fungi, Ascomycota, Leotiomycetes, Helotiales, Sclerotiniaceae. The transcript has a single exon. The record is from RefSeq and is a predicted model, not a curated record.
GUCGCGUUCUGAUUGUUUACUUUUGAUUCAAAACAUUAAAAUCUGUAAAGUUCUGUACAUUGUACCUUCUCAACAAUCAAUUAAUUUACGACAUGGCUCGCAAUAACUACGAGGAUACUUUAUCCUCCAUUUCAAGUUCUCAGAAUCUCCCGCAACGACCCAAGAGUCGAUUUCAAUCAAACCGCUCCAUCAGCUCCUCCUCAUCUUCUCGUGAACUCAAUUUGAAUUCAACAAAUACUCAACACCAUACCGUCAGCGACGACUCUCAUAACACUCUCAAUUACUUUGACCCCGAUGACUCCGCAGAGCAAUGCUUCAUGUCAACUGAAUUGGAUAUCGAAAGACUGAAGCGUAAGCAGACACAGCGUCCGGAUAUUGACAUUCGCGACACCGCAAAAAAAUACAAUCGAUGGAGCCCAAGGAGAGAGCCCGAAAUUUCAGCAAACAUUGUGGAUUUCAACAACUUUUUCGAAGACUUCACAGGAGGAUCUUCUCAAAUUAACGGAACAAAUAGCAGUUCUAGAUUGGCAGCCAAACUUCAAAGAUUAGACAGAUUGGACCAAGAUCAUACACCUUGCCGAGUUCCAAAAUCGAAAAUGUCUGAACGAUCAAAUUCAGUCUCGAAAAAUAACUCCAAAAUGAACACCAGGCCAGCACCUGAGUACGUUCAGCCUGCAAAUACACCAAGACGAGUUGUCAAGAAUCCAGUUGACGACCACGAAUUUUCCUUGGAUCUAUCACAUCCAGUCCAUAACAAGGAGAAUAUUCUACCUAAACAACGACCAUAUAUCUCAGCAAGCUCCCAGCAUGAGAAGAUUGCUCAAGCUGAUUACAACGAAAGACAAGUGCUUGCGGAGCUCGAAACGCUUAUUAAGGACCAUCCAGCAAACGCAUCUAUCAAAUCCGGCAGAUUUGCUAAAGCUGCCAGCCCAACCUUUACAAUGUCCACAACUGUUAACGGCUCAUUCGCAAUUCCGGAGGUUCAAAACAUCACCAAAUUGGUAGACAACACAUCAACUUCAUUACUUAAAAAGAUUGAGAUUCUUGAACAGCCCGCCCAUCCUAUGGGAAAAGAGGAAGUCGACAUUUAUCGCUCCAUUGACGAACUUCAACAGCAAGUGGCUAUAUUGUUGAAUGAACGCAAGGAGCGUGAUUUUGUUAUAAACUCUCUUCAGACGGAAAGAAGGGAGCGGGAUUCUAUUAUGUCCUCUCUUCAAAGAGAACUGAAUGGGAAGAGCGACCAAGAUAAUGUUAUAUCUACUCUUCGCAACGAAAAAAAGGCACAAGACGCCAUCAUAUCCACCCUUCGCAACGAAAAAAGAGCACAGGGUGAAGUCAUUUUCAACCUUGAAGACGAAAAACGUGCACACGAUGAAAUUACAACUACUCUUCGCACACAGAACAACCACAUGAACGAGACCAUCCGAGAACUCGAGCGUGAUGCCCACACACAGCGUCAAGAAAACGAGCAGAUGAUGAAGUCUAUUUCUAAUGUCGAGGCCAUGGCGAGAUCGCAUCAGACAGAGAAGAAGGCAAUGGAAAAGACCUUGGCCGAAAUCUCUUCCUCUAAUGAGGAACUCAAAGCCGAUAUUGAGAAUAUCUCAAAGCAACGGGAUAUGGUUCUUGCUCGUUACAAGAACCUUGUCGAGCGAUUCGACACUUUACAACACUCAGCAGCAGCUGAGACAUCACAACGUCCAGUAGAUGCUGAGAUAUCACAAUCUAAGGAACACCAAAACAUUGAGACAUCACCAGAUCAAUUACCUAAAACGAAUGAGGCACUAAAUGGACAGGAGAAAAAGGUUCAGCAUGAUGGGGAUGAAGAUGAGGAAGAGGAAGAUUGUGAUGAGGCUGACAUGACCAUACGUCCGACCAUGGAGCCUCAACUUGCGCUGGAGCAGAUCAUGGCAAACGUACGCAAACAAAUUGAGCAAUUAAGUGCUCAACAUGCGGCUAAAUCGGCUGAAUUACGUGCCUUGGAUAAGAGCAAAAAUCUUAGAUUGAGAAGAUCACUCGCGGAAUCCUUGAAGAUGCUUGUCGAUCAGAUUUCGUCACACAGUGAUUUUCUAUAUCGUCUGAAGGAUGUUUCGUAUGCAUUCUAAUUCGGAGGAAGAUGGGAGGAUGGAUUGAAGUGUUGGAUUAUAAUGUUUAUAAUGGAGUUGGGGGUAUCAAAUGGUAUCCGGCAUGGAACUUGGUGUUUUUCUUGUUUUUGCUCUUCUUUUGCUUGUUUUAUAUUCAAUGGAGUAAUAUGAAACAUCAUUGGGUUCUGAACGAGAGCUUUUUCUCGUCUUGUUUUUUUUGUACUUGUUGUUUUUGGACAGGAGUUUUCAAGGCAAAGGAUAAUGGAAUUGUUCUGAUUUUUUGUUUUCCAAGGAGUUGUUUUAGGAAAAUUCAGUAUCGAUACCACAUCAUGAGGGACUUGGGUUCAAAAUGGGACAAACGGAUUACAGUUAAAUUAGCAUUGUUAGUAUAGGAAUAACAAUGAACAUUAAAAUGAAUUAAUAAUCUUGCCA